Molecule: messenger RNA, 342 nt
Organism: Suillus fuscotomentosus
Lineage: Eukaryota; Fungi; Basidiomycota; Agaricomycetes; Boletales; Suillaceae
Exons: 6
Coding region: 1-342 (113 amino acids)
Molecular function (GO): iron ion binding; monooxygenase activity; heme binding
Source: RefSeq, a predicted model, not a curated record
AUGCUGAUCAAAGUCGUUGCUUAUUGUUCGCAGGAAGCCACCGUUCCUCGUUCGAACAAGAGCCGUGCUGAUCCAAGACGUUGGCCACCGUUCGCAGGUCUUCGUGAGUCUGUCGGUCUUCGUGGAGACCUGUCAGGGGUAGCUGAUGGGAUUAGUGUCACAGUGGCUGCUAUUGGAGGCUUUGCGCAUCGCGCGACGAUGCAGGUCGUGUGCGCGGUGAUCACUGAUCUCAAGUUUUUCACUUUUGGUUUUGGCCGCCGAGUGUGUCCUGGUCAACAUGUCGCGAAUCGGUCCAUCUUCAUCAAUACGGCUGUUAUUCUCUGGGCUUUCUGUUGGAACUAG